Molecule: messenger RNA, 1317 nt
Organism: Theileria annulata
Lineage: Eukaryota; Apicomplexa; Aconoidasida; Piroplasmida; Theileriidae
Exons: 4
Coding region: 1-1317 (438 amino acids)
Biological process (GO): DNA replication initiation
Cellular component (GO): replication fork protection complex
Molecular function (GO): single-stranded DNA binding; DNA replication origin binding
Source: RefSeq, a predicted model, not a curated record
AUGAAGGUAUUUCUAGCUAAAAGUAUUCAUCUUUUAGGGAAAACUCGUUUAUACAAAAACGGUCUUAUCGCUAAUGACAUUCUCCUAGUCUUCAAGAAAUGGAUAAUUGAUGAAAAGAAUAUAUCAUUGAUAUUGUCUGAUAGUACGACGGCAUUUGCAACAAUGCGUGAUGUCGUCGAUACUAAGGAUACUAUGCAGUGUAGGCAGCUUUUGGGUCUGGCCAACAACGUCGAUUUGGCUCUAAUCUUCACAGUCACAAAGCGCACAACACGCAUGGUUGAUAAGAACCUCAUCACCAGCUGGAUCGGUUCUGACCUCCAGGGCUCAAACAUUAAGAUUUUAAUCCGUAGUGAUCUUGGUUUGGAGCUUAGGAACGUUGUAAUAGGAACAGUCUGUGCAAUUCUUAAUCCGGACGUUAAACAACAAGUGAUUCCAUCUGACUUAAAAUCAAUUACAAUUAAUAGGUUGGAUGAUAUAUUAAUAAUUGGUGAAUUGGAUGGAUUGGAUACAUGUAAGGCAGUGACCGUUAAGGGAGAAUCGUGUAAAAACUUGGUUUAUACACACAAUGAAGGAGAUUAUUGUAAAUAUCAUCUGAAAUUCAUUAAACCUGAUAAUAAACGUUCCAGAACUACUCAAAGCUCAAGUAAGCAUAGAUCCACUACCAACGGUAUAAAUGGUGAUAAAAAUACUUCAAACAGUACAAAUAGUGUAAGUAGUCGUGUUUUAAAAAGUACUUUGUCAAAUGUUAUGCAAGGUUUAAGAUCAGUAAUGGGUGAUAAUAAACCUUAUACAUUUACUGAGCCACCAAAGCCAGUAAAGCCAACUGAAACUAUGGCCAAACUAGGUGAAUUAAACGUAUUGAUACAAAAGAUUAUUAAUAAUCGAUCUCCAACAGCUAGAAAUACCAUAAACACACUCAGUAAGGUUAAUACCCCUGAAAAGUCUUUAUCGCUAAAUAAUACACCCAAGAACUCGGCCAAUUUCGAUACUGAACGUUAUAACGAAUUUGUUAGAUUAUCUAAUCUCAUCAAGGAUUAUACAUCAAAGAGGGAAUUUAAUAAUUUAUUGGGAACAUUACAAAUGUUAACAAAUAAAGUGAAAGGAACAUCAAGUGAGGUUAUAUCGAAGUCAAAUAUUAUGAAUAUUUGUGACCUUUUAUUGGAUCACCCACUGGAGAAUAUCGCAGUCUCAGCUCUAAAGCUCAGAAGAGCAAUUAGAAAGAUUAUCAGAGCCCAGGAAAUAAAAUAUAAAAUGAAAAUUACAAGAGAACCUAAAUCAGAAAAGAAUACACCAUCAAAAUAUAAAGCACACGUAUAA